CAUUACAAGUGGUGAGAAGCUCAGCUUCGCGUCUAUGUCAAAUGUUGUCUUGAUUGUUUUAACAUUUGUUUAGAACGACAUGGUUCUAUUGAAUGAUUUGUUCGAAGACUUCCAGGGAGCACCUCUUUCUUGGUCGCCACCUCCGUUAAAUAUGGGAAGAGAAAACAAGCAGCCUGUACUUUUGCAGCCUCCGUUUGCCAGUGAUGGAGAUGAGGAUGAUUCACCAAUGACUUACGGCAUCCGCUCUGUCGGUAGCACAGCAAACAGGCACAGAAACACAAUGAGCAGCUCUAGGAGGUUGGGUAGUGUUGUUUCAUCUCCAGGUAGGGGAAUUGGGGCAGCCGGUCAUCAUUGGACAUCAGGAAAUGACCGCUCUAAUAACCAUCUCCAUCAUACUGUGAGUCAGAGCCAAAGCGACACAGUUAGAAUACAGAAUAUGAGCUUGACGGCUUACAAUGCCCCCAGUGACACAGCACAUGCAGCUCUAAGCCUAAACAGCAGUCGUCGACCAAGUCUUAAUUAUAUUAGCCACAAGCCACGGGAAUCAGAUGGCAUAGUAGAAUUUAACACACGGCCUGCUCUUUCAAGGUCAAUCAAAAACGAAACUGAAAUGAAUGGUUCUCGGAAUAGGAGAAGGCCAUCCAGAAGUGUAGUUAAUAGAGGCGGAACUGAUUGCGAUCCCGACCCAGAGUUCAGCGACGACGAGAGCUUGGAAUUGAUGAGCUGCUCGGCCUACCCUUUGGAAAAUUCGGGAUACAAUCUGAGAUUGGUAAAAGACGGCGGAAACAAAAAGGAACCUCACACGAACCAUCACCCUCCCCAGGACUCAGAAAGCUGCGACGAGUGUGAGAGUGAAUCGAUGCACUAUUCACUGCAGAGGCGGAUGCGCAUGCUAGAUAAUCGGCUGGGCAGACUGGAGACAAAAGUGAUGUCAGAACUGAAGCUGAUCACCGUUCUCCUAACUCAGUCAGCCACCAGUGACCAACACAUUGGAACUCGUCUGCCGCACAACAGGCUAGAAUCUCCGAUGUCUCCUAUUGCCGCUCCACAAACCACAGACUUCUUGCGCAUCAGACCUAGUGCAGCUGGACUGCUCACAUCUGGCAACUCAGACAGUCGGGACAACUUAGCAACCGACGGCUUCUUGAAUGGUCCGAGUAACGUUGAUGUGAGAAAGGAGCUGAGGAACACGCCCAUCAAUUCGCCUACUUCACUGUUUCCCCAUUUGGAGCAUGAUUCUACUUUAGACGAAAAUGGUGGCAUGGAGGGUGACUCUGAAUUGAGGUGCAGCUACGUACCUACCGCCAGCACAGUCUCUUCUUCUGUCAUCGAUAUUUCGUUGCAAAUUCGAGAAGCAGAUGCAAUUGGAAAUUGCACAAGAGUUGAUUCAGACGAAGAGACAGUCGUAAAAGCAGAUCAACAUGACAUCAUCUGUGAUAGCGGUUUCCACCAACCUGGCGCACAAUUAAAUUCCGAGCAAAUUCCACUUACAUUUGUUUCUAAACCGAGGCCAGCUUUGUUAAACACUUCUAUCUGACCUUUUUCCUUUAAACUUAAUUUCCAAAUCAAGAAUUUUCUACAUUCCUAAUUAAGUGUUUGAUAUAUUAGAAUGAUAAGUCAAGCACAUAUAAUUUGUAUUAAUU
Symsagittifera roscoffensis is the source of this 1643-nucleotide messenger RNA. RefSeq lists its product as uncharacterized. The transcript is spliced from 4 exons. The coding region runs from base 80 to 1537 and encodes 485 amino acids. NCBI's taxonomy places the organism in Eukaryota, Metazoa, Xenacoelomorpha, Acoela, Convolutidae. The record is from RefSeq and is a predicted model, not a curated record.